CAACUAAGAAUGGGAACACAUUCGUCGGUGCCAUCAGCUGGAAACAGUUGAAAGUCUCAUUGAGAGCUUGAGAAUGAUCAUCAAUGCCUUCCCGUCGGGAUCAGCUUGCUUCGGUGGGAUUCUGCGGUCGGAGCCGCGCGGUUAUCGUGUGGUGCUGGUGCAACGCUGGUCGGAGCCAUCUGGGAGGCAAGUUGAAGGACACAAGGUCGGCGGUAGAGACAAGAUGCCGACGAGGGCGCUGAUGGUCUCGACAUGAUGGAUACAA
Messenger RNA from Phytophthora nicotianae INRA-310, 265 nucleotides. RefSeq lists its product as hypothetical. The transcript has a single exon. Lineage: Eukaryota; Oomycota; Peronosporomycetes; Peronosporales; Peronosporaceae. The record is from RefSeq and is a predicted model, not a curated record. Bases 74 to 256 code for a protein of 60 amino acids.